CUCCUCCUCCUCCUGCUUGCAGGGGACAGAGAGGGUAGAAGUUAAGCAGUCAGCUCUCUGCCAUUGUUCUUGUUCUGGACGUCUGCGAACGGGACGGGUGGCGCUGGUCGGGUACCGGACGGCAGUCUGUCGUUAUGACGGGCUCCGGUCCGAAGCUCGGGGUCCUGCUGCUGGUGGCGGUUCUGCUGCAGACUGUGGUCGUCACCAUCACCGUGCUGCACUUCACAACGGCUCUCAACUCGAUAAAGGAGACUUUUGCCAGGAGCAGUGUCUCCUGUCUGACGGGCACUGACCUGCAGAGCAUCACGGAUGUGCGAGGAGAUCUAUGCUGGCAGGUCACUCAGCAGGUUCACCUCCUCAUCGAGAAGUCAUUGUCUCAGCAGAGGCAGAGGCAGAGGUUGAGGCAGAAUUCGUCGGAAGUGAAAGAUGAAGUCUCCCAGGUGCUGCUCUCUCUCUCUCGCCCCAAAGUUGCCGCUCAUGUCACGGGCAGCUAUGUCCCCAAACUGGAGCGAGCAGGAGGAGCUCCAGUCUUUGCUGGGCGGCGCGUUUAUGGCCAGAAGAUCUCAUGGUGGGAGGGCCGUAAGGGGCUGGCCUUCCUCCAGGACGUCCAGCUGGUGGAUGGGGAGCUGGUGGUGUCGCAGCCGGGCCUCUACUACGUCUACGCCCAGACUUACUUCAGACACAGCCACCUGGGGGAGGAUGGCGAGGACAGCGAGGAGGUGGAGGAUAGGGGGAAACCUCUGCUGCAGUACAUCUAUAAGAAGAUGAGCUCAUACCCGGCUCCCAUCCUGCUGAUGAAAACAAGCCGCACUUCCUGCUGGUCCCGAGGUUCCCAGUACUCUCUGCACUCCGCCCACCAGGGGGGACUGUUCCCGCUCACUACCGGCGACCGCUUGUUCGUCACGGUGACAAAUGCAUCUGCUGUGGACAUGGACGAGGAGACCAGCUUCUUCGGUGCAUUUCUGAUCAGCUAGAGUAGCAGGUCUUGGACUGGGCAUCUCGGGUUUUACCUGGUGAAAUAGCUUAAUGAUGCUACCGUGCUGUAAUGAUGAGCGUGGUAGCAUCUAGACUUCUCCUAGAGUUCAAAACUAUAAAAGUCAAGGAGAAGUCAAACAACUUUUACGACACUGGUUCUCUGGGGGGAGAAGACACUGAUGUGGCUGUGCAUGAGUGCUUAUCAAACCAAACAGACUUUUGUAUUCGAGUGUCUUAAAGUAAGUGUGGACUGGACUUUCCAGGGGUGUAGUUUUUUUUACAAACAUCUCUUUAAGGUGGAAGUACAGUUUUUAAGCAUAUGUAGGCCCAAAAGCAGUUUUAAUAUCCAACUAGGCAUCUAUUGCCUAAUUCAUAGCUCUGGACCCAAUAUCCAACCUAGAUCUUCAGCAAAAUAUAGACUACCUGUUGCACAAACUGUUUAAUUUCUUGUUGUGUCAUCUACAAUCUGUGUGGAGAGCAAAAGGAGGAUUCAAUUUGCUAAAAUGCAAUCUAGAAAGGAGUUCCUAAACUAAUCCACGGGCUACACCGGAAUACCCCCCAAAUUACGCGUCUCCAGAGGCUUAAACAACAGACUAGCUGAAGUCUUGGAUAGGUAGGUCUCAAUGUCACACUGAGAUGCAAACCUGCAGAUCAACUCUUACAGCCUACUACACACCCUGAGGCAAAUGUAAUGUAGGGCAUGCGUUUUAAACUGCUUCAGCCUAGCUACAGUUGCUCCACACCUGCAAGCCACUUUGUAGCCCACCUUCACCUACCGCCUCUUUUUCUUUUCUUCUCUGCAGGGUCUUGCUGCUGCUGCAGGGGUCCCAGAGCAGAGUCAUGUAGCCAAAAGUAAAUUAGUGCAGAUGGAAGUAAUGUUUUGCCAUAGUGGUCUUGCCUGGGGUAGACAAUUUGGCUGUGAAGUGGCUGUGCAACACAAAUAUCCACAGGAAAGUUUGCCAAAGACCGAGAGUUUGUCAAACUUUUAUUCUUUGUUCUUAUUCUUCUUUAACCCCUGAAGCAGUCGUGCCUAAAACCACCAAAAGUUGGAACCAUUGAAACUGCCUGUGUUGCCUGAACAGGCUUCCACUUCCAUGGGGCUAGCACAAAGAAUCAGAGCUUUAACGCUUAUAUCCAAGCCUAUGACUAAUUUAGAAACACUAAGAAAAUUGUACGUCUUUGGACUGAGGGAACAAACUGGACCACCUGGAGAAAAGCCCAUGGAGGCACAGGAAGAACACAAAAGCUCCACAUAAAAGGCCCACCUGGCCACAAAGUUUAAACCAAGGAACCAUCUUGCUUUGAGGGGACAGUGCUCCCCACCAGGCCUGGAUACACCAAUCACAAAUAAACAAAAGCAAUACCAGCUGCAGUUGUUCUCAGUUCUGCCAUUAAGAAAUGUUUGUAUAAAAGUCAUUUGAGUCCACACAGAAAUUUUAGGUGUAUUCCUGUUUAGAGAUGUAAAUGCUGUGCUAUAUUUUUUUAUUUUUAUAAUAAUCAUUUAAGUAUUGAGUUCGUGAACCCUUUGUUCUUGAUAUUCCCCCAGUCAGAGUACAAACAUGUGGGUAAAAGUAUAAACCUUAGAGACAAUUUACUGCCUUUCAGAUAUACUUAAUAUACCGACCCAUCAUGUUGACAACCAUAUUGGGACUAUGAAAUAGGGCUGCUUACAGUCUCGCUUUUUUCUGUCAGACUUCAGCAUUUUGGCUCGUCAACUCCAACCUUUCUCCAAGAGGUGCAUUAAAUGCUCCCUUGCAGUUGGUAUUCAUGCUAUGUUGGAUUAACUGCAGAUGUGACUUUCAGACUUGGGAAAAUGGUCUGCAUCUAAACAGCAGAAAUAUGUUGUUUUUAUGUCUGUGUAGCUCUGCUGCUUUCCACAUUGUUGUAGUGAACAACACAGCAGAUGCCUUCCAAGGUAAUUCAAAUUAAAAAGCUGUUUUCACACAUGCUCUGCAGCCCCGAACCUUAGUAGACAUGACCAGACAGAGGUGCAUGAUGGAAAACAAAUGUUUGAGGCAAUCAAAUAGGACCGUAGCCUGAUUUAACCUUCCAGAUCUCUCGUAUUAGGUCCCAGUGAUUUGUGAGAGCAGAGCAGCUAUUUUUUGGUACAGCACUAAUGAUUCAGAAAAGAAGAAAUUCAACUGUUGACAAAUGUCUUCACUCAGUCUUUCAAAAUAAUAAAGCGUGAGAACAGAAUAUAUAACAAAUAAGGUGACCAGGUUUUUCCUGUCUGCUAGCUGUCGGUAAAAACUGGCGGCCAAGUGAUUUCAAAAUUUAUGCGAUGGGAAUCAAACCAGUGCACUCCCCAACAAGUUCCAGGUCACGUCUACAGUCCUGCCAAGGAAAUGUUUGUUUUCAUGCGCAACUAGAGCAUCAAACAAACCACACAAACAGCUUUUUUCCUCCAGUCUUUGCUUGUUUAAAGCAGCUGGCCUCAAAUUUCAUUCUGAGUGGAAUAAAAUAUAAAAUCUUGAUUCUAAUUUAAGGUGCAGAAAACCUGGAGAAGUUGCUAUAGUUAACAUCAUCAUCAUCUGCUAAUGGCGUGAAUGUAAACCCCCUCCAAAUAUUUAGCAUUACCACAAAAAUGAUCAGCUCGAUGCUGCUGAACACGAGACUACACCUGGUAAUGUAACUUUAAGCAACGAAUACUUUUAAUCUGGUUAUGAAUUCAAUCUCAAGUAUCCCUAUUAAAGGUAUUUUGUUGUAUUCACUGAUGGAUGCAGCAAGAUUUAGUUGAGUUUAACGUGACAUAAAAAGACAUGAAUGCAACAUUCACUGUAUUACUUAUGUAAAUAAAUACAAAGCACAAUCAUUUCUCGUACGUUGUGUUUAAGAACGCGUGUUUGAACUUUUGUAAAGGUGGUUGUUUAAGUUUUGUUAAGUCAUGUUAUGCUCCGGACCAGCUUUGGUGUAAAAAUGUGGUUUCACAUUUGUGUUUUGGGGUUAAUUAUUUAUGAAGUGGAUCUACUACAAAACAGUCCAUGCUAUUUUUCCCUUUCACUCCCGAUCAGACUGGGAAGUUGAUGUGAAUUAAGCCAGUACCUUAAAUUCAGCCCUCUUUGUCCACUUCAGUUUAUUUGCCAGACAUCAAAAACGGACACUCAUCAGGUUAUUAAGAAUUUAAUUCUUUGCCAGAUAAUUAAAUGUGAAUGUAAAUAAUCCAAUUUUUGUGGGUGUAAAUAUGUGAAAUAAAGAUUCAAUAAAAAAGCUCUUUGGA
Messenger RNA from Pundamilia nyererei, 4192 nucleotides. RefSeq names its product tumor necrosis factor ligand superfamily member 10-like. The record is from RefSeq and is a predicted model, not a curated record. Gene Ontology annotation, molecular function: tumor necrosis factor receptor binding. Gene Ontology annotation, cellular component: membrane. NCBI's taxonomy places the organism in Eukaryota, Metazoa, Chordata, Actinopteri, Cichliformes, Cichlidae. The transcript is spliced from 6 exons. Bases 135 to 974 code for a protein of 279 amino acids. Gene Ontology annotation, biological process: immune response.